AUGGACCCCGUCCUCAUAACGCCGGAUGACGUAGCUGAGGCGGUCCGUAGGGCCCCGAAUUGGAAAAGUCCGGGACUCGACGGACUGCAUCACUACUGGCUGAAGGGGUUCAUGGUGUGUCACGCUGUGCUCGCCCGACAGUUUCAAGAGGCUCUCGACCAAAAGUCGCUCCCGAGCCGCUUCACUACUGGGAUCACUCAUUUGGUUCCUAAGGACCGGGAUUCCACAGACCCGAGCAAACACCGCCCCAUAACGUGUCUACCUACCAUAUACAAGACACUAACAUCCAUUUUGAGCGCGAGAAUCAUUCGUCACCUGAACUCAAACCAGGUGAUGUCGCGCGCUCAAAAUGGAUGUCGGGGCGGUGGUCGUGGAACCAAGGAACCACUCCUCAUUGACGCGGUCAUUGGCAAGGUGGUUAAACGCAACCGUCGGAACAUCUCCGCCGCCUGGAUAGACUACAAAAAGGCAUUCGACUCGGUGCCUCAUACAUGGCUUAAGAGGGUCCUCGAGCUGUACAAGGUUGACUGUACAGUUCGAGACUUCCUCGGGCAGUGUAUGGGGCAAUGGAGUACGAUCCUUUGUCAUCUAGGCGAGCGGAUGACGGCUGCGGAGAACCACAUAAGGAUAAGAAGGGGUAUCUUCCAGGGCGAUUGUUUGAGUCCAACCUGGUUCUUACUCUCUCUGAACCCUCUCAGUACCUUACUGGAGGGCUCCGGGAGGGGAUUUCAGCUUCGGAGAGGAGGUACAAAAGUGACCCACCUUUUCUAUAUGGAUGAUCUCAAAUUAUUCGCCUCCAGUCGCUCUCAUCUUAUGGAAUUGCUAAUGCAUCACUUGUGA
Molecule: messenger RNA, 840 nt
Organism: Parnassius mnemosyne (clouded apollo)
Lineage: Eukaryota; Metazoa; Arthropoda; Insecta; Lepidoptera; Papilionidae
Source: the annotation of a GenBank genome assembly